Ogataea angusta is the source of this 684-nucleotide messenger RNA. RefSeq lists its product as uncharacterized. NCBI's taxonomy places the organism in Eukaryota, Fungi, Ascomycota, Pichiomycetes, Pichiales, Pichiaceae. The record is from RefSeq and is a predicted model, not a curated record. Bases 1 to 684 code for a protein of 227 amino acids. Gene Ontology annotation, cellular component: cytoplasm; mitochondrion. The transcript has a single exon.
AUGUCUGACGUCUCUCCGACGCACCCGCUCGUGCUUCUGUACGGUUUCGGCACCGCGUCGGCCCUCAUCACCGGAUACACGCUCUACUCGCGCAACCUUCGCCGGAUCAACGUCGCCACCGACAUCCCGUCGUACAUGUUUCGAAGAAGGUAUUUGUUUGGCAAGGUCACCUCCGUCGGCGACGGCGACAACUUCCACAUGUUUCACCUGCCGGGAGGACGCCUGUGUGGCUGGGGAUGGCUCCGGAAAAUUCCAGAGAUCAACACCUUCCGCAAACUGAAAAAUAGAACCAUCCACGUUCGUCUUUGCGGCGUGGACGCUCCGGAAAGAUCGCAUUUCGGCAAGCCUGCGCAGCCGUACAGCGAGGAGGCGUUGCAGUGGCUGCGCAACUACAUUCUGGGGCGAAAACUGUAUGUCAAACCGCUGAGUCUGGACCAGUACAACCGGGUGGUUGCAAAAGUGAUGGUGCUGAAAUGGAACGGGUUCCGCGACGUGAGCGAGGAGAUGAUCAAGAACGGGAUCGGCACGGUUUACGAGGCGAAGCAGGGCGUCGAGUUCGACGGCAAGGAGGCGCUCUAUCUGGCGUGGGAAAAGUACGCCAAGCGCGAGAAACGGGGCCUCUGGAAGGACAAGAACAAAAAAAGCUUCGUUAGCCCAAGAGAAUACAAACGCAUGUACAACUAA